ACGAUGGAGACCAACCUUCCAGAAAAUUCCCCCAGCUGUGGCCGCGAGGACACGGAGGCUGUUUUUGAUGCAAAUCCAUCCUCUGAUCAGACCGAUCGACUUCCAAAGGAGAACGUCGGAGAGGACGACCGCAAUGUAGAUGAUGAGGAGAUUGUCCAAGGAGAAGUGACCGCAUCUUCAGGUCCCGUGUCCGAUCCCCAUCUCGAGUACCUGAAGAUUUCCGAGAAUAUCGAUGAGUUUCUCUCGUCUCUCCCCUCUAAUACAGAUGACGACAAUGAAAACGAAAACGUCGUCCCCGUACAAAUCCCUCACGAGUUGAUCGAGACGUUCUUGGAUCAUCUCGUGGAAGCCAAGCUUUCAAAGCUUGAGGGAGCAGCCCAGUGGGGUGAUCCGGACGAGGACUUGUCGUUUCUUGAAGCUGUGCAUCGUAUAUCCAACCUGACCAAAUCCCUCCGUCAAUUGAAAUUGGACUCUCACGGCUCUCAGAUAUUCAAUCGCAUCGGAGGCAUUCACCAGCGAGCCAUGUCGUUUCUGGAGGAGGAAUUCCGGUUUCUCCUAGAAGAAUCUCGGACCACCGAGUCCGAUACGAAAGGGAGGCAAGAUCAGCACCUACAGAUGGAAUCUGAAUCAACCGGAGACAUGAUCAACUUCCCGGGGUACCCCGACGAUGUCGUGUCAAGUAUGAACAAAAUGGCGAAGGAGAUGAUAUCGGGUGGCUACGAAUCUGAGUGUUUCCAGGUUUACAUGGCGGCGAGGAGCAACGAGUUGGAAGAGAGCUUGCACAAGCAGCUAGGGUUCGAGAAGCACAGCAUCGACGAGGUCCAGAGAAUGCAAUGGGAGUCGCUAGAGCGAGAGAUCGCCACGUGGAUCAAAGCCUUCAAGCAAUGCGCCACCCUGUACUUCUCCGGAGAGAAGACCCUAGCCGAGGCGGUCUUCUCGGACCAUCCCUCCAUCUCCGCCAGCCUCUUUGGCAAUCUCACUCGCGGCGUGCUCAUACAGCUUCUUGACUUCGCCGAAGGCGUGGCAAUGACGAAGCAGCGAUCGGCGGAGAAGCUGUUCAAGUUCCUCGACAUGUACGAGAACUUGCGAGAUCUGAUGCCGUCUAUGGAAUCCCUGUUUGAAGGUGAGUGCGGGGAUGACCUCAAGACGGAGAUAAACUUAGCACGUUGCCGUCUGGGAGAGACGGCGAUACUUAUGUUCUGCGAUCUCGAGAACUCGAUCAAGUUCGACACGGGGAAAACUCCGGUACCAGGAGGAGCGGUCCACCCCCUGACUCGCUACUCGAUGAAUUACCUAAAAUACGCAUGCGAGUACAAGGACACCUUGGAGCAAGUCUUCAGAGAGCAUUCUAAGAUCGAACGUGCUGACUCGAUUGACAGACCACAGUACUUGGAGGAUGAAACGCAGAGUCUAAAUAAUCAGAACGAAACCCAGUCUCGGUCCCCAUUUUCGGCGCAGUUGAUGAGAGUGAUGGAAUUGUUGGACUCCAAUCUGGAAGGAAAGGCUAAGCUGUAUAAGGACGUGGCUUUGAGCAACAUCUUCAUGAUGAACAACGGGCGGUACAUCCUACAGAAGAUAAAAGGGUCCGCGGAGAUCCACGGGUUAAUGGGCGACACCUGGUGCCGCAAGCGGUCGUCGGAUAUGAGGCAGUACCACAAGAACUACCAAAGAGAGACGUGGAAUAAGCUAUUGGGCUGUCUGAACCACGAGGGGUUGAACGUAAACGGGAAGGUGGUGAAGCCGGUUCUGAAGGAGAGAUUCAAGAGCUUCAACCAGAUGUUCGACGAGAUACACAAGACGCAGAGUACCUGGGUGGUCAGCGACGAGCAACUUCAGUCGGAGCUUCGGGUGUCGAUAUCGGCGGUGGUGAUUCCGGCGUACCGAUCGUUCUUAGGAAGAUUCUCGCAAUACUUGCAAGCUGGGAGACAAACGGAGAAGUACGUGAAGUUCCAACCUGAAGAUAUCGAAGACUGCAUUGACAAGCUAUUCGAAGGGAAUCCCGCGUCGACUGCCAGGAAGAGACCAUAGAGGUCCACAACCGCAAGCAUUGACUGAUGUAUGAGUUAAUAUUAAUGGGUUGAUUAAAUUCUUAUUUGUUUAUUUUUUUUAA
This is a messenger RNA of Carya illinoinensis, 2110 nucleotides long. RefSeq names its product exocyst complex component EXO70B1. The transcript has a single exon. Gene Ontology annotation, cellular component: exocyst. NCBI's taxonomy places the organism in Eukaryota, Viridiplantae, Streptophyta, Magnoliopsida, Fagales, Juglandaceae. Gene Ontology annotation, molecular function: phosphatidylinositol-4,5-bisphosphate binding. The coding region runs from base 4 to 2028 and encodes 674 amino acids. Gene Ontology annotation, biological process: exocytosis. The record is from RefSeq and is a predicted model, not a curated record.